Drosophila grimshawi is the source of this 759-nucleotide messenger RNA. RefSeq lists its product as uncharacterized. The record is from RefSeq and is a predicted model, not a curated record. The transcript has 3 exons. The coding region runs from base 74 to 559 and encodes 161 amino acids. Lineage: Eukaryota; Metazoa; Arthropoda; Insecta; Diptera; Drosophilidae.
AGUUCCAAUUUGCAGUCAGCGACGUAAACGCUACAAAUUAAGCAACUAUACGAAAAUUUAACGAAAAAAUAAAAUGAAGUUGUCCAAGAAAUGCUCCACCUAUUUUCUGAUAUGUCUGGUUCUUUUGGCAUGCUGCUUGCAGGAAACAGAAGCAACGCGGCGUGUAAAUCGCGGCCGACGCACUCUAACACGCAGAUACUUUAAUGGACUUGCCAUUCCCGGGUGGGCAGUGGUAACGGUCGUGGCUGUUGCUGAGCUGCUGCUGGGCGCUGCUCUUUACUUCAUCUUGUACAAGGUCAUCCUGGACAAGGAGCCGGAACCGGCUAGUACUUAUACGCCAGCACCCACCCAUGAUCCCACACCGACCAAUGUGCAGCCCGUACAGCCAGCUGUACAUCCCGCCGUACAGCCUGCCGUACACCCUGAUGACGCAUCCGAUGUACAUUCCACCAUACAGCCCGCCGUACAGCCUGCCGUACAAUACCCCGGAGUACAGCCCGCCGUACAAUACCCCGGCGUACAGCCCGUGCCGCCUUCACAUGCUACAUCCGUUGUCUAAAAAGGCGGAAGUCGGCCAGCAGCUGAGUUGUGAAUUGCCAUUGAGUUGGCCAUAACCGAUACCAAUAACUUAAUUUAAAUGCCACGUCCACCAAGCAACUACUUAAAAAAAAGCCCCUUCGGCUUCUAGACGUUAUCUUCUUAUCAAUAAUCGAAUACAACUUUUAUUUUGUUACAAAUAAAAUGUAAAUUUCACGUCGA